AUGAGAUUUAUGAAAAGUGAUAAGGGCAAUAAUAUUGUUGUUAUGACAACAGAAUCCUAUAAGGAAGGGGUUUUGAAACUUUUGAACAAUACAGUAGAAUAUGAAUUAAUUUCACUUUUCGAGAUACAUAAACGACAAGGUGCUAUACACUCAUAUUUAUAUGAAGCCCUUAUGGAGGGUGACAUUAGUGGUGAUUUGUAUGAUUUCUGUGUUAUUGAACAUCCACGUAUAGGAAUUUUUUUUGGAAUUCCGAAAUCUCACAAGUCUUUAGAAAACCCCCCUUUUAGACCCAUUGUAUCUUCCUCUCAUUCCAUCACGGAAGGUUUAGCACUGGUUAUUGAUGCACUACUUGGUCCUACUAUUCAACAAGAAGUGUCUUUUUUAAAGGACUCUUGGCAUUUUUUAGCAAAAUUAAACACAUUUUUGACAACAUUUAGUUUUGAUCCCACAUUACAUGUGAUGAUUACAGCAGAUGUAGUAUCAUUGUAUUCCUGCAUACCUCAUGAUUUAGGAAUUGAAGCUGUGAAUAAUUUCUUGUUGAAAUAUUACAAUGGGUUUUCUAAAAGAACAGUUUCAUUAAUAUGUAGGUUUCUAGAGAUUAUUUUAGAAAAUAAUUUUUUUGUAUUUGAACAAACUUAUUAUAGGCAAAAGAAAGGAGCAGCUAUGGGGUCUUCAGCUGCUCCUGCAUAUGCCAAUGUAGUCAUGGCAAUGUGGGAGCGUGAAUUCAUGCCCUUUUUGGUUGAUAAGUAUCAUAUCAUGUUCCACUGCCGUUUUAUUGAUGAUCUGUUCUUUAUUUUGGACCGUAAGGACUUGGAUUUAGGUUUGUUCCUUAGAGAUAUGAAUUCAUUCUCAACAUUUAUCCAAUUUGUUAUUGGUGGUAAUGGCAUCAAUAUAGAUUUUUUGGAUGUCAAUUUAAUGUGGGAUAGUGAGGACAUGAGGCUACAUAGUUUAAUUCACAGGAAACAUACUUUUAACAAUGGGUAUCUUCAUUAUAAAAGUGGACAUCCAAAACAUGUCAUUUCCAAUAUUCCGAAAGGACAGUUCAUUAGAGCUAGUCGCAUGACUUCAAAAAAUUCUGAUGCCCUAAAUGAAUUUGGAUUUAUUAUUUCCCUAUUUUUAGAUAGGGGUUUUCCACUAAAUGAACUUACGGAUAUUGCCACAGAUGUUUUCCGUAGACGUACCACAGAUUUUGCUCCAAUAUUGUGUUUAAUGUUUGACAAUAUCAACACAAAGCCAGUUAGGGCCAGUGAUCAAUGUAACACUCACAAAAUCUGUCUUGAGGUUCAUGUCAUUAAAAAAAUGCUCCGAUUACAGAUGGCUGAGAAGCACAGGCUCUUCGUUCUUUGCUUAGCCUUCCUGAUACUUCUUACCACUGUGAGAACUCAGCAGCUUCAAGGAUUUGAGACAGCUACUGGUGUUUGUACAUGUAAUCUGAAUUUGUCUGUAUGGGAUUUUCCAAUCCAGGACUUUAAAACACUUGCAACACAAGUCGAACAGUGUAUAAGUUCUGUGAAGGAUGCGAAUGCCCAGGUUGUCGCUAGGGAGUCCAGAAUUCAGGAUGCAUCAGCAACCUUAAAGAAUCUGUCAGAUCACCUGAAGCAGUUUGAGAAGAUCAAUGCUGAAGGAUUAUACAAUCCUCUCAACUUCCGUCUUUUGGAACAGGAAGUCAAUGAACUAGGCUCCAAGCUUCAGGAUGCCAAGAAAGGAAAGAUCACAGAUGAACUCCUACAGGAACUUGUUAGUGAGGUUGUCGCUAGGGAGUCCAGAAUUCAGGAUGCAUCAGCAACCUUAAAGAAUCUGUCAGAUCACCUGAAGCAGUUUGAGAAGAUCAAUGCUGAAGGAUUAUACAAUCCUCUCAACUUCCGUCUUUUGGAACAGGAAGUCAAUGAACUAGGCUCCAAGCUUCAGGAUGCCAAGAAAGGAAAGAUCACAGAUGAACUCCUACAGGAACUUGUUAGUGAGAUUGAAGACGUCCAAGGAAAGGUUCAGAACAUGCAGAGCUAUGACAAAACGAACCUUUUAUACUUCAGGGAUAAAGUGAGGAAGAUAAAGAAUCGCCUGCAGUCCUGUAGCACUUAUGAUAUAGAAAACAUUCAAUGUUACAGUCGACUGCUGUCAAACAUCAGUGAGCCUCUUGUGUCUGAGGUGAAUCACCAGGGGACAUCCUAUCCAUUUGGAGCUUGGGGAAAAGACAGCAUGGUAGGACAACCUGAUAAAUACUGGAUGUAUGUACUGAUCAGCUCACAUAUCUAUGUCAACUACAUGAGAAUCUACCCAACCUUUGGCAAUUUUGUAAAGAAAACCGGCUACACAGAUUUGGCCCUAACCUCAUCCCAUACUACAACCAAUUCGAUAAUGGGCCCUGGUGGUAUCCUGUAUAACAAUAGUCUAUACUAUAACUGUUAUCGAGCAGGAGACAUCUGCAAGUAUAAUGUAGUAACACGUGCCAUCACAUCUUCAACCAUUCCAGGAGCUGGAUAUAAUGACAAAUUUCCUUACUGUUAUUAUUCCUGUUACACUUAUACUGAUAUUGAUUUCUCAGCAGACGAGAAAGGCCUGUGGGUUAUAUAUGCCACUGAAGCAAACUACGGCAACAUUGUGAUAAGCAAGCUGAACAGUGAAACUUUGAAUAUCACACAGACCUGGAACACCCGUCUUUUUAAAAGAGCUGUAACAAAUGCCUUCAUGGUCUGUGGCAUGUUAUAUGCUACCCGUUUUGUCACAGCUGAUGUAGAAGAGAUCUUUUACAUGUUUGACACUGAGACCAGCUCUGAGCUAAGCACACUGAAAAUACCAUUCACUAAAAUUGGUGGCCGAGUUUCUAAUAUCCACUACAAUGCCAAUGACAAACGAUUGUAUGUUUUCAAUGAGGGUUACAUGGCUGCUUAUGAACUCUACUUUUAAAAGGUUUUGUUUAAACAUUUCAGCUUCUUAAAGCAAUUAGUUAAAAUUCCAUCCAUUAGACCAAACUUCCUAAGUUACCAUUCCCAAACAGAGAGAAAGAGAGAGUGGCAAAAAUGGACAUUUCUAGCACUGAAUACUCACAGUAAUUACUGCAAAGUUAUCAGUUUUGGGAAGACAGCUCUGUUAUAGCCAAGGACUUCAUACCUCUAGUCUUGCUGCAUUACUUUUGCAGUGGAAGUUUUAUGUGACUGUAAUAAAACUUACUGCUUCUAUUCCAGCAUCAAUACUCCCUCCUAAAACUGGUUGAGUAUGUAGCUUAUGGCCCCCCUCCCCAAGAAAACUAAUGUGACAGCAUGUUGUGAUUUUUGCAAGAACAGUCUUAGUCUGUAGUAAACUUUCUUCAUUUUAGCUGGUAUCCCUGUAUCAUGGUUAAGUUUACUAAAAAUGAAACAUUUUGGACACCCCUGAUGG
This is a messenger RNA of Protopterus annectens (West African lungfish), 3375 nucleotides long. RefSeq lists its product as uncharacterized. The transcript has 7 exons. The record is from RefSeq and is a predicted model, not a curated record. Lineage: Eukaryota; Metazoa; Chordata; Ceratodontiformes; Protopteridae. The coding region runs from base 1 to 2904 and encodes 967 amino acids.